CAACAGCGAGAAGAAAAUCAGGUCAAGCGCUGGGAGCAGGCGGGUGUGGGUGCGUGUAAGCGGGCAGCGUGGGCGAGGUCUCCCUAACGUCAUCACAAAAUAAUGGUGGGAGUUACUCUGCCCGUCUGUAGAGCCUCCCAUUCCCAGUUAGUGUUUGUGGAAGAAGCAGCCUGGAGGGGAUGUGAGGAGUGGGGGAUAGGAGGCUCCCAAUGAAGACCGAUGUUAGUGGUUGCAUUAUGUCACUCAAAGGGCUGUGUAAUCGUGGGUGAUCAGCAGAGCAGCAGGGUGAAAGCCCCUGGAGGAGACUCGCAUUAAACUUCUACCGUGUGACAUCUAUCUUCACUUGGUACAAGUACAGCGUUCUACUGCAAGGAGACACAACUGAGCAUAAUGCAUAUUUCUAGAUAAUCCAAGACAACCGUAGCGUCCACCUGACUGUUCUUCCUUCCUGAGGAGACGGAUAAACUGUCACUUGUUCUAGGACUCCUGAAGGGCUGUCAUUGAUGGAAAAGUGGACUGAUACAGCUUUCUAAUUACCAGGAUUACAACACUGCCUAUACUUUGCUCCUGUAUAAAGAGCAGGACGGCGGGUGGACAUGGCUAGCCUUAUUAGCAGUUUCUUCAUAUUUCUUAUUUUGCGAGACAGCUGUUACUGUUUCAGGAGCCCCCUGUCAGUCUUUAAAAGGUUUCAGGAAUCAUCCAGUACUCAUUCAAAUGGAUGUUCAGGACCUACAAAACCUGUCUCUUCCCCAGACUCCUUAGACUACACGCUGGAUAUCCGUAUGCCAGGGGUCACGCCUACAGAGCCUGACACCUAUCUCUGCAAGUCCUACCGCCUGCCGGAGGAUAAUGAAGCUUAUGUAGUUGACUUCAAGCCUCAUGCCAAUAUGGAUACAGCACAUCACAUGCUUCUGUUUGGAUGCAGCUCCCCCUUGUCCACUGAUGACUACUGGGACUGUGGUGCUGGAACCUGCACAGAUAAAUCUAGCAUUAUGUAUGCCUGGGCAAGAAAUGCUCCCCCGACCAAGCUUCCUAAAGAUGUUGGAUUUAGAGUAGGAGGAAAUACUGGCAUUAAAUACUUUGUCCUACAAGUUCAUUAUGGUGACGCUAAAGCAUUUCAAGAUAAGCACAAAGAUUGCACUGGAGUAACUGUACAAAUAACACCUGAGAGGCAGCCACUAAUUGCUGGCAUUUAUCUCAUGAUGUCUGUGGACACUGUAAUCCCACCAGGUGAAAAGGUGUACGCUGAUAUUGCUUGUGCAUAUGAAAAACCUCCAAUGUACCCGUUUGCUUACAGAGUCCACACUCAUCAGUUAGGUCAAGUUGUAAGUGGAUAUAGAGUAAGGAAUGGCAAAUGGACUUUAAUUGGGAGACAGAGCCCCCUGUUGCCACAGGCAUUUUAUCCUGUGGAACAUUUACUUGAUGUUCAUCGGGGUGACAUUCUAGCAGCCAGAUGUCUUUUCAAUGGUGAAGGCAGGACAACCAGUACAUAUAUUGGGGGCACUGCAAGUGAUGAAAUGUGCAACCUCUAUAUAAUGUAUUACAUGGAAGCUGAUCAUGCCAGUUCAUACAUGACAUGUGUGCGGACAGGAGACCCUAAACUAUUUCAGCACAUCCCAGAACUGGCCAAUAUUCCUGUCCCCGUUAGUCCCGAUAUGGUGAUGAUGGGACAUGGACAUGGUAGCCACAAGGAUAUGAAGCUAGAAGAAGAGCGAAAUAUACAGCAGCAGCCUAAGAGAGAGGAGGAACAAGUACUAGAUCAGGGUAAUUUCUAUUCCGUCCUUUCCAAACUGCUAGGCGAGAGGGAGGACGUUGUUCAUGUUCAUAAAUAUAACCCCACUGAUAUUCUAGGGUCCGAUCUCGUAGCAGAGAUCACCAACGUGGUCCACAAGAAAGACCCUGACUGGUACAUAUCCAGACAAGUGUUAGCACAUGACGAGAGGCCCGAUGCCAUUCUCAUCAGGGAUCGAAUUCACAAAUUCCACAAGUUAGAGUCCACACUGAGACCACCGGGGAAUACGCUGUCCCUGGUCCCACAAGCUAAACGUGGUGAAGUGGAUAACCAGCGUACAGGAGAUUUCCAUCUAGAAGAAGUCACUGAUUGGCCAGGGGAGAACCUGAAAGUGGGACAGGUGUCAGGGUUAGCAUUGGACCCCAACAACAAUUUGGUUAUUUUUCACAGAGGUGACCACAUUUGGGAUGAAAACUCUUUUGACAGGAACUUUGUCUAUCAACAAAGAGGAAUUGGUCCGAUUGAAGACAGCACUAUACUUGUUAUCAAUCCCAAUAGCUCUGCCAUUCUGCAGUCAACAGGCAGAAAUCUGUUUUAUUUGCCCCAUGGGUUAACGAUGGAUAAAGAUGGCAACUUUUGGGUCACUGAUGUUGCCCUUCAUCAGGUUUUCAAGUUGGGUCCUCGUGGGUCAACUCUCUUAACUCUGGGGAAAGCAUUUCAGCCAGGCAGUGACAGGAGCCAUUUCUGUCAACCGACUGACGUUGCCGUGGAUCCCAUAACCGGAAACUUCUUUGUGUCUGAUGGUUACUGUAACAGCAGGAUCAUGCAGUUUUCACCCCAUGGGAUGCUGAUCAUGCAGUGGGGAGAAGAUUCCUCACCAGGAGCUGCGAAACCCAGCCAGUUUCGUAUUCCACACAGUCUGACAAUGGUUCCUGACCAAGGGCAGCUGUGUGUGGCUGACAGGGAAAAUGGGCGAAUUCAAUGUUUUAUCGCAGAAACGGGGCAUUUUGUCAAAGAAAUCAAACACCCAGCGUUUGGUCGAGAAGUUUUUGCUGUCUCCUAUGUACCAGGUGGCACAUUAUAUGCUGUCAAUGGCAAACCGUACUUUCAGGAUUCGGAGCCCCUGCAAGGCUUUGUGAUGAACUUUUCUAGUGGAGAAAUUGUAGACACCUUUGUCCCAGUUAGAAAGAGCUUUGACAUGCCUCAUGAUAUCGUUGCAUCAGAAGAUGGAGCUGUGUAUGUUGGAGACGCACAUGCCAAAACUGUAUGGAAAUUCUCACCUUCAGAAAAAGCAGAGCAUCGAUCUGUGAAAAAGGCCGGCAUUGAGGUUGAAGAGAUAACGGAAACUGAAAUCUUGGAAACACGACUAAGAAGCAGGCCCAAAACUAAUGCCACAGUCCCAGAUAAGCAUCAUGGACAGGAGAAGCAGACUCUUGUUGAGAAAAGCAGCGUUGGAGUCUCAUUCAUUCUCAUUAUCACACUGAUAAUAAUUCCAGUAGUGGCUCUUGUUGCCAUUGCAAUAUUCAUACGCUGGAGGAAAGCCAGAAUAUAUGGCGGUGAAGGCGAGCACAAAUCCGAACCAUCAUCUGGAGGGAUCCUGGGAAAACUGAGAGGUAAAGGAAGCGGAGGCCUCAAUUUAGGAACUUUCUUUGCCAGCCACAAAGGAUACAGUCGGAAAGGCUUUGACAGACUUAGCACAGAAGGAAGUGACCAAGAGAAGGAUGACGAUGAUGGCUCAGAUUCAGAAGAAGAGUAUUCAGCUCCCACUAUCCCACCAGCACCUGUAUCUUCCUCCUGAAACAACUGCUUCCACCAAACCCUUUGCCCUUUAGCACGUUUAAGAUUGUGUAUUUAAUUGUAACUGUACUAGUCUCCGUGGGCUGUACAAGUGUCAUGGUUUUUUUUGUUUUUCCUUAUGAGUGUUGUUGUAGUCUUUAUGUGAACAUUCAGAGAUCCUUUUGUUGUCACUAUAGGAAGCUUCUUAGAGUCAUACGAGUUAUGUAGUGUUUUCUGGUUUGUUUGGACUUUCUCAUAGUUUAAUGGCCUUUCUCCGCUUUUCCAGUAGCACUUUAAUUGCCAAUUUACUUAUUUUCAUGCCUUUAUAGUCACGAUUAAUUGCAGUACAAAGACAUGUGCCACAUAAAUGCAAAGCUGCUAAAUCUCCUCUAUUUUUUUAAAUUCACAAUAUGAUAUUGCAUCCAAAAAUGAUUCAAAAGUGUAAAAAAAAUAUAUAAAAAAUAUUUAAUUUUUGUUUGGUGUUAUUGGGAUGUCUUUAUUUUUAGAUGGUUAAACUGUUUAGAACACUAUUUUCAGAAACUGAAUGUACUUUGUGUAAUAAAGUGUUCGCAGAGCAUUAA
This is a messenger RNA of Pseudophryne corroboree (corroboree frog), 4089 nucleotides long. RefSeq names its product peptidylglycine alpha-amidating monooxygenase (gene PAM). The record is from RefSeq and is a predicted model, not a curated record. Gene Ontology annotation, cellular component: membrane; extracellular region. Bases 597 to 3530 code for a protein of 977 amino acids. NCBI's taxonomy places the organism in Eukaryota, Metazoa, Chordata, Amphibia, Anura, Myobatrachidae. Gene Ontology annotation, biological process: peptide metabolic process. The transcript has 27 exons. Gene Ontology annotation, molecular function: copper ion binding; peptidylglycine monooxygenase activity; protein binding.